Messenger RNA from Bactrocera latifrons, 492 nucleotides. RefSeq lists its product as uncharacterized. The record is from RefSeq and is a predicted model, not a curated record. Lineage: Eukaryota; Metazoa; Arthropoda; Insecta; Diptera; Tephritidae. The coding region runs from base 1 to 492 and encodes 163 amino acids. Gene Ontology annotation, molecular function: nucleic acid binding. The transcript has 2 exons.
AUGUUGCAGAAUGCCUUUGGGGAUCAAACUCUGUCUUCUAAAAGUGUUUACAAGUGGUAUAACGAGUUCAAAGCCGGUCGUGAGAGUGUUGAGAAACAUGUGGUGUCAAAUCGGCCAAAAACAUCCACUGAUGAGCAUCACGUCAAACAAGUCAAAGAAAUGGUGCUUGAAAAUCGUCGAUUAACUAUUAGAGAUAUUGCUGAUAGUUUAGGCAUAUCAUUUGGAUCGGCGCGUGCGAUUUUGAAAGACGAAUUAGGCCUAAGAAACGUGAAAUCACGAUUGGUUCCAAAAACCCUAAAUUUUUUCGAAAAAGACCGUCGUGUUAACAUCUGUGAAACAAUGCUUUCUGAAUAUCAAAACGUAAUGAAACGCAUCAUAACUGGRGAUGAGACUUGGAUCUACGCUUACGAUCCCGAAACAGCCGAUCAAUUGAGCGAAAAUCGUGCUGAAGACGAGCCAGAAUCAAAAAAACCACGUCAAAUGCAGUCAUAA